AUGUUAUAUUCUAAACAUUGUUAGUCAGAUUUUGAUGGUUACGAGAAAGUAUAAGAACUUGGGAACGGAGCUUAUGGGAAAGUUUAUUUAGUUAGAAAAGAUGGGGAACUGUUUGCUUUAAAAACUGUGCCUAAAGGAAUAUUUAAUGAUUUAAGCGAAUAGUAGUUAUAGAAAGAAAUUUAGAUACACAAAAAACUAGUUCAUACAAACAUUAUUAAGUUGCAUUCUUAUUAUCAGGACAGACAACAUGUUCAUAUGUUGAUGGAGUAUGCAGAUGGAGGUUCUUUGUAUCAAAAACAUUUAACAUUGGAUGAGGUUCAAGAGUACUUCACCUAAAUUUGCAAUGGGAUUUACUAUUUGCAUUCAAAUAACAUCAUUCAUAGGGAUCUGAAGCCUGAGAAUAUAUUACUAAAAAACAAUGUGAUCAAGCUAUGUGAUUUCGGAUGGUCAGCUGAGGUGGGAUAUAAUAAAUAGAGAGAUACCCUAUGUGGGACUAUUGAUUACAUGGCUCCUGAAGUCUCCUAAGGGAAAUAUUCAUUCAAAGUAGAUACUUGGUCAUUGGGGAUAAUUCUGUACGAGAUGAUUCAUCAUUCUGUUCCUGCUAAUCCAAGGAAAUACAACUGUCCAGAGUUGGUUCAAGAUUUGAUUGAGAAAUUGUUAGUUCCUUAGGAUGAGAGACUUAACAUUACUGAGGUUCUGAAGCAUCCUUAUGUGAAACAAGGGUAAGAGGAAAGACAAUCAGUUUUGAGUGAGCAUUCGUUAAAUUUUAGCAAGUAUCAGGUGGAAGGGUUGGAAUUGUUUAAUGAAUUAGAUGUAUAUUUGGAGUAAUAAGAUAGAGCAAUAAUCAGAAUGACUGACAUCUUCAAACCUAGAUAAUCUAGGAAGGUGGCUGAAUAAUAAGUAACACAACAAACGCCGAAAAAGAGUUUUUUCAAUACAAUACUGGACACAUUGGGAUGUAUGAAUAGAAAAUAAAAUUAAAUUAUAUCAAUGAUAAAUAAUUCAUUUCGUAAAACGCUUGUUGGAUAUCUACAUCCAUUCAGUUGGCUCUCCUUCUAUUAUAAUGUAUCCACUUCACCUCAAUCUGAAUCUAUUUCUCCUAGAGCAAGGAUCAUGCGUCCAUCAAAAUAAAAGUUUAAUAUUUCUUUUAAAGAAUUUGCAAAGCAUUGUCAACGUCUCAAAGAAGAUGAACAAUCAGAAAUCACAAAGCAUAUUAAUUUGAUUCCACCAGCUACUUCUAAUGAGAUUUAAGAGUUUAUCAACUCAAAUAAGAUAGAAGGAAACAUUAGCAAUAUUGCAAAAGACUUUGAAUUUCUUCCUGCAGAAUACUAAUAAAUUCUAAUCUCCAAAAAAAUAACUACACCUACUCCUAUUCAAAAGGCUAUUUUCCCUCUAAUACUUGAGGGAAGAGAUGUGAUUGCCAUUGCUGAAACUGGAUCUGGAAAAACUUUAGCCUAUGCUCUACCAGGAAUAAUACAUUCUCAAGCACAGCCAAAAGUACUUGGCCCAAGAAUUUUGGUUCUUGCUCCCACUAGAGAAUUGGCAUAAUAGAUUUAAUCUCAAUAUGAACUUUUCACCAGAACUUGUUGUGUGUAUGGAGGGGUUUUCAAGAAUUUACAAUAUAGUGAAAUAUUGGGCAUUAAAGAAUCCAGAAAUAAAAUUAAUCUACCCUCAGUAAUUAUAAGCACUCCAGGCAGAUUAUUAGAUUUUAUGAAAGAUGGUUUGCCUUUGAAUUCAAUUACAUAAGUAGUGUUAGAUGAAGCUGAUAGAAUGUUAGAUAUGGGAUUUGAGGAUUAAAUUACAUAAAUUCUAUCGGCAGUUAGAGAUGACAGAUAAACUUUGUUUUUCAGCGCAACUUGGCCAAAUGAAGUCUAAAGAUUGGCUAAUUCGCUGUGUAAUUAAGAUCCUAUUAUGAUACAACUUGGAGAGUAAGGAUUGUCAGUCAAUAAAAAUAUCUAGUAAGAAGUCAUUAUUGUUUAUGAAAAUAAAUUUGAAAAAUUCGCAGAGUUAACAGAUAGAUUAAAGGGAUAAAAGUUGCUUAUUUUUUGUUAGAAGAAGUUAGACACUUAAAAAUUGGAGUAUCGGUUAUCCAUACAUGGAUUAAAAGCGAGAUAUUUGCACGGUGAUUUAAAAUAAGCUGAAAGAGACUAGAUUAUGGUAGAAUUUAAGUCUGGAGCAAUUAAUUGUUUGAUUACUACUAAUUUGGCAUCCAGAGGCUUGGAUGUUUCUGAUGUUGAUGUUGUUAUUAAUUAUGAUUUCCCAGACACUAUUGAAGACUAUAUUCACAGAAUUGGUAGAACCGGUCGAGCUGGCAAAAAAGGGUAGGCCAUAAGCCUUUUAGAACCAGCCUUUUUUAACAAUAGACUUAAAAACGAUUUGGUUUAAGUUCUUCAAUAAUCUGACUAAGUUAUACCUUAAGAAUUAUCUAGCUUAAGGUUAUGA
This is a messenger RNA of Paramecium tetraurelia, 2442 nucleotides long. RefSeq lists its product as uncharacterized. Gene Ontology annotation, molecular function: ATP binding; RNA binding; protein kinase activity. The record is from RefSeq and is a predicted model, not a curated record. Lineage: Eukaryota; Ciliophora; Oligohymenophorea; Peniculida; Parameciidae. Gene Ontology annotation, biological process: protein phosphorylation. Gene Ontology annotation, cellular component: ribonucleoprotein complex; cytoplasm; nucleus. The transcript has 5 exons.